AAGGGAGCAGCUAUCAAUCAGUACCAUAGUGUGCUCAGAGGGCUGCUCAAUCAGUUAAGAGCUUGCGAGCUCAGUCUUUUCUUUCAUACGGUAACAAACCCUCAACGAAGGGGGUUAUACAAAAGAAAAAAAAACACAGCCAAACGAACGAACCUUGUAUCGCCGGAGGAUGAUAAAAAUAACUGUGUUAGCAAAGAAAAAUCGAUAAAAAAUAAAAUAUUUAACAAAAUUUUCUCUGGUGCUACUACCACUAGCUAGCAAAGCUGGCCGAGUGAGUGAGUGAUUGUUAUUGUGUGAGCAAAAAUCUAACCAUCCAUCCAUCCUAGGAGGACAAAACGAGAAGAAAACCAAGGAAUGAAUCAAUGUUAAAUAACCCAUAAUAUUCUGUGGCAAAUAACAAUGUGUGUAAGUGUGCGAAUGCGAGUGUGUACGAGUGUGUGUGUGUUGCUUGAGGGCUCUUAAAUGAGUCGAUGGGGAUAUAGGAUAUACAAAUAUUAACUAAUCGUUAAUCGCAUAGUGUUGUAACAAAAUACAACCCUGCGUGUGUGAAGUUCAUGACAUCCUUGUUAUUCGUUUCGUUCGUUUCUUUUCCUGUGCGACGACGUUGUCCAACAACGACAACGGCGGCGACGGCAACGGCAACGACGACGAAGACGACGACUACGAGUGAUGGCGAAAAAUUAACAGUUAUUUAUUUCUCUUCUGCUCCUGCUGCUAACUAACGCUGUCCAUUCUGACGCUGCUGCUGCCGUUGCUGAUUAAAUUCCACAUUCACACCCCUAAUCGAAGAGUGGAAGUAGAAGUGAAAGAAAGGAAUACCAGUGAACCAGGACACGCAAACGCUUAAACACUCCUCACCAGCUCACCGUCACGUUCAAGAGAAUUUCCGCCGUGAAAAGUAAAUAGUUAUAUACUGCGUGCUCACUGCCGACUGCGUAUUUUGUCACUGCUGCCGCAGAGUACCACCAGCCAGCAAGCAAUCAAGUGGAACCGUUAUCACAUUUGUUGAACGACAACGAGGACGACAACAGACAGGGGUGUUGUGUGAGGGUGAGGCGGCAACUGGGAAUUCGUUUUCGUUUGAGCCAUGAUUGAUCCCAGUUCCAGUGAAGAUGAGGGCGAUGAUGAUUCAACUGUUCCAUUGCAGCCACCAGCGAAGGGACGUCUGGGUGGCAGUACAUUGGCCGCAGCCAAGCCCAAAGUAAUUGCCACUGUCGACUCGUCAAGCAAACCCGGACCGGGUGCAGCCCGUCAAAAUGGCGAUGUACCCCACAAGGGCGCCAAUAGCUCAAUAUCAAGUGGCGGCGCAGGUGGUGGUAGCGGCGGCGGCGGUGCAACAGAGAGCAGCGACAAGUCACCCGCCUCGGCUGCAGCAACUGGUGGUGGUGGUGGUGGCGCGUCCAGCAAGAAUGAGUUAACAGCAAAUGAUAAUUCAGCUGGUGGCGCUGCAGGCAGCAUAUCACAGGAGACGCUCAAUCAAAGUGCUGGAUCUUCGUCACGUGGCAAUUCUUUGCCUCGACCCAUAUCACCUUCACCAUCAGUAGCCAGUGAUAAAUAUGAAUCGGGCGGCCAGCAAAAGCCAGGUAUUGAGGAAGAGGAGCGCAAGAAGCGCAUACAAUUGUAUGUGUUUGUUUCACGCUGCAUUUCGUAUCCAUUCAAUGCGAAACAACCUACCGACAUGACAAAACGACAACCGAAAGUGACAAAGCAACAGCUCGAUGCAAUCACACAAAGAUUUCAGGCCUUUCUCAAGGGCGAAACACAAAUAAUGGCCGAUGAGGCAUUUCGCAAUGCAGUACAAAGUUAUCACGAUGUGUUUCUAAAGUCGGACCGUGUGCUGAAAAUGGUGCAGCAGGGUUCGUGUUCGAUACAGGACUUCACCGAGGUCUUUCGCAAGAAUAUUGAGAAACGUGUACGUUCGUUGCCCGAAAUUGAUGGUCUGAGCAAAGAUACUGUACUCACCUCCUGGAUGGCCAAAUUCGAUGUAAUACUCAAGGGUACCGGAGAGGAGGAUUCCAAGAAGCCGGCUCGGUUGCAACAGUCGCUGAACAGUGAAUUGAUUCUGUCGAAGGAGCAAUUGUACGACAUGUUCCAGCAGAUUCUAAGUGUAAAGAAGUUCGAACAUCAGAUUCUAUUCAAUGCCUUAAUGUUGGACUCGGCCGAUGAGCAGGCGGCAGCCAUAAGACGUGAGCUGGAUGGUCGCAUGCAGCGGGUAAAUGAGAUGGAAAAGAAUCGCAAACUGAUGCCAAAAUUUGUAUUGAAAGAAAUGGAAUCGCUGUACAUUGAGGAGUUGAAAUCGUCCAUCAAUCUGCUGAUGGCCAAUUUGGAAUCGCUGCCAGUGACCAAGGGCAAUAUGGACAGCAAAUAUGGUUUGCAAAAGCUGAAACGUUACAAUCAUAGUACGCCUUCAUUUUUGAAGAUGAUUUUGCGUUCUCACGGCUCUCUCUCGAAAUUGGAGGGAGACUCCGAGGAAGGCAUAACGCAACUUUCAAAAUUGGACGUAGUUUUAAGUUUCCAAUUGGAAGUGAUAGUAAUGGAAGUGAAAGGGUUGAAAUCAUUGGCUCCUAAUCGCAUCGUCUACUGUACCAUGGAAGUUGAGAAUGGCGAGAAGUUACAAACAGACCAAGCCGAAGCCUCGAAGCCUAUGUGGGACACACAGGGCGAUUUUACAACGACUCAUCCAUUGCCUGUAGUCAAGGUUAAAUUGUAUACUGAGAACCCUGGUAUGCUAGCUUUAGAAGACAAAGAAUUGGGUAAGGUGACGAUAAAACCCACGGCUUUGUCAUCAAAAACUCCUGAGUGGCAUCGUAUGGUGGUGGCGAAGAAUCUGCCCGAUCAAGAUUUGCGCAUUAAGAUAGCCUGUCGUUUAGAGAAACCCCCCAAUAUGAAGCACUGCGGUCAUUUGUAUGCUAUUGGCAAAUCUGUAUGGAAGAAGUGGAAGAAACGUUAUUUUGUAUUAGUACAAGUCUCCCAAUACACCUUUGCCAUGUGCAGUUACAAAGAGAAGAAGUCCGAACCGGCGGAAAUGAUGCAGUUAGACGGCUAUACUGUCGAUUAUAUCGAAGGAGCUAGCGCUAGCCUUAUGUUUGGCACCGAUCUCAACGGUGGCCGUUUUUUCUUUAACGCUGUGCGAGAGGGUGAUAGUAUUGCCUUUGCCUGUGAUGACGAAAACGAAUGCAGUCUGUGGGUAAUGGCAAUGUAUCGCGCCACUGGCCAAUCACACAAACCGACACCGCCAGUUACUCAGGACAAAAAUUCGGCCAUAUCGAAAAUUCAGGGUGAUGCUGAUAAGGCACGCAAGCAUGGCAUGGAGGAUUAUAUAAGUGCCGACCCAUGUUCUCUAGAUCAUGCACUCUUCUUUAAAUUGCUACAAAAUCUCGCUUUAGAAUAUCGCCUUAAUGAUCAAUACGCUUCCCUAGGUUGGUUUAGUCCCGGCCAAGUGUUUGUGCUGGAUGAAUAUUGUGCUCGCUACGGUGUACGAGGUUGUUAUCGUCAUUUGUGUUAUCUCUCUGAUCUGUUGGACCGUGCCGAAAAGGAUUUCAUGAUUGAUCCAACCCUUAUCCAUUACUCGUUUGCCUUCUGCGCCAGCCAUGUCCAUGGAAAUCGACCAGACGGCGUUGGUAGUAUUACGCACGAGGAGAAAGAGAAAUUUACCGAAAUCAAAGAACGCCUGCGCGUCCUGCUCGAAUAUCAAAUCACAAAUUUCCGCUUCUGCUUUCCCUUCGGUCGGCCUGAGGGUGCCCUGAAGGCGACCCUCUCACUGUUGGAACGUGUGCUAAUGAAGGACAUCGUGACGCCGGUGCCACCCGAAGAGGUGCGACAAAUGAUUAAAAAGAGCUUAGAAUCUGCGGCCUUGGUUAAUUAUACACGCUUAUCAUCCGAAGCUAAAAUCGAAGAAGAUUUACGCGGCGAAGUUGCCGUACCUGCAGCGAAGAAACUGGAAGACUUGAUUCAUUUGGCUGAGUUGUGUGUGGACUUGCAGCAGCAGAACGAGGAACACUAUGCCGAAGCAUUCGCCUGGUUCAGUGAUCUGCUGGUGGAACAUGCCGAAAUAUUUUGGUCACUCUUCGCAGUCGAUAUGGAUCGUGUUUUAUCGGAGCAACCACCGGACACCUGGGACUCCUUCCCUCUCUUCCAAAUUCUCAACGAUUACUUGCGCGCCGACGACAAUCUGCGUAACGGGCGUUUCCAUCAGCAUCUGCGUGAUACAUUCGCUCCAUUGGUUGUCCGGUACGUGGACCUAAUGGAGUCAUCGAUAGCUCAGUCCAUCAACAAAGGCUUCGAGAAGGAGCGUUGGGAGAGCAAAGGCAAUGGUUGUGCCACAUCCGAAGACCUGUUUUGGAAACUCGAUGCCUUACAAUCGUUCAUACGCGAUCUCCAUUGGCCAGAGCAAGAAUUCCGCCAGCAUCUAGAACAGCGUCUAAAAAUGAUGGCAGCAGAAAUGAUCGAACAAUGCAUAGCUCGUACGGAUGCGUCGUUCCAAUCAUGGCUCAAGAAGAAUAUUGUCUUUGUCUCAUCAACCGAUUACAUAGUUCCCACGGAAAUGUGUGCCAUGGUAAAUGUGAUAUUAAAUGCGAAAAAUCAAAGCUUCAAAUUGACAACAAUUGACGGAAUUGACCUGUAUAAAUUUCAUGCGAAAAUUGACGAUCAGCUCGAUAAAGCGAAUGUAGCUAUGACACAAGGCCUCAGCGGUAAACUUAUGUCUGUGCUAGAGUCGACUUUGUCCAAAUUGGCACGCUACGACGAGGGUAGCCUAAUUGGUUCGAUUCUCAGCUUUACAAAUGUCUCCAGCUCGGGCAAAGAUCUUGGCCAAGGUUAUGUUAUAUUCUUUCGCAAUAAUAUGGAACAGAUACGCGGCAAAAUUGGCGACGACUUGUGGACAUUGAAUUUCUUCGAACAAUGGUACACGCAGCAAAUUAAUAUGCUUUGCAAUUGGCUUUCUGAGCGUUUGGAUCAUGCACUCCACUAUGCUCAGGUGCAGGCGUUAUCCCACAUUGUGAAAAAGAUCUAUUCGGACUUUGAGUUGCAGGGUAUGUUGGAGGAAAAGCUAAAUUCUAAAGCAUAUCAAACUGUUGCCCAACGUAUGGCUACCGAAGAAGCGACUUGUGCUCUAACCAUGCCGGAUGUUGCAGAAGGUGAUGAAACUCUCGAGGAUGGCAGUGGUAGAGCACUCGACGGCACCGAGGAGGAGGGUGUCGUUGAGGAACCCGGGCCACGCGUUAGAAUGCCACAGCCGAAAGAUGUUACGGCACAGGCGGCGGCUGUUACCAACGUUGUGGCCGGUCGCGUCGGUAAUCUCCUCGGUAAGGGUAUCGGCGGCUUAAGCUCAAAACUUGGUACUGGAGGUUGGUUCUAAUGCCAAUUCCGGCCGAUCAUUAGUAAGGUGGUCAUUAUAAUACUUACAAUACAUAAUAUACAUGCAUAUAUAUUCCUGCUGCUGCUGCUGCUGAUGGAGUUGGUGAUGGCAAGCUGCAUAUGAUGAUGAUGAUGACCACAACAACAACAACAACUAACCACACAAUCAAUGUGUAACACCACCAACAAAACUUUCUUCUCUUCAACCUGUAACCUUGUAACUUUAACUUUAACUACAACAAACAACAACAACAAAAACCCAAGCAACCAACAACAAGAAACAUCAAACAACAACAAAUAUAUAGGCACAUUUAUGGAACAAUAUAUUAACGAAUAGAUACCAAAAUUUAAAUUUUAAAUUAUAUCUACAUAUUAUAAUGAAUUAUAUAAAAUAUUAUUAUUAUUAAUAUAAAUUAUUAUUAUUAUAACUAUUAAUAACAUUAUUAUUAUUAUUAUUACUAUUAAAUGAAUAAUAUUAUUACAUAUAUUUAAUUAUGAAUGAAAAAACAAAAAACACAAAAAUCGUAAACCGAAAACCAUAAAACAAAAAAAAAAUAUUAACAUGUAUUGCAUUUUGGUGGCAGAUGUAGCAGUAGAAAUAAUUAAUUUUUACUAGGCAAAUUACUUACAUUUGAAACAAAAUAACAAAAAUCAGAAAAACAAAACAAAAAAUAUUCUAUAUAUAUAUAUAUAUAUACAUAAAUUAAUAUAUUAAUAUUUAAAAUAACAACCAACAACAACAACUAAAUAAAAUUAUACCAAAGAUUAAAUAACAACAAAUGCUUAUUCCCAAACCAAAAUUUAACAAACCAAAAACAAAAUGAAAAAAUGGAAGAAAACAAAAAAAACAUCCAAAAAGACAAAGAAAAAAAAUAUAAAGUAAAAUAUAACACCACAAGAAAAAAAAUUUACAUACAUGUUGUUUCCCUUUCUUAUCACAAUUUGGUUAAUUGGAUUUAAUUACUUUUAUUCGCCAACCGUGGACAAUGUGCAUUUGUUUAUAGAUUUGCAUUGUAGUUAGUAGCUACGACACAAUAACAACAAAAAAUGCAUAGCUUGUAAGUUGUUUUUUUUUAAUAUUUUAGUUUUAAAAAUGUUAUUUUAAGUUAAGCAACUAUGAAAAAAUCCUCUUUGGGUUUCUUCGCCAAGGCUAGAAAGGUUCAUAAAAAGUAUUCGCCCAACAAGGUACAUAUCUUAACUUUAUAUUUGGGACACUGUGACAUCUUUAAUCCAUACAAGGGGCAGCACAUAUUAACGAGGAACUGCAAUCCAGUUUAAUUUAUCAGUUAAAAUUUAAAAAUAGCAGUAAAUAUAUUUUUGCAGUGUCAUUAUUGUUGAAUAAACUAUUACAUUACAUUACAAACUA
Messenger RNA from Stomoxys calcitrans (stable fly), 6721 nucleotides. RefSeq names its product calcium-dependent secretion activator (gene Cadps). The transcript is spliced from 4 exons. Lineage: Eukaryota; Metazoa; Arthropoda; Insecta; Diptera; Muscidae. Gene Ontology annotation, biological process: synaptic vesicle exocytosis; dense core granule exocytosis. The coding region runs from base 1088 to 5356 and encodes 1422 amino acids. The record is from RefSeq and is a predicted model, not a curated record.